AUGGCCACCAACUUCUCGAGUCGCGCCAUCACCAGGCUUGCAUCAACACAAUUGAGACACUCAUCCCCCAGACUCGCCGCUGGCUCCAGAUGCCUGCAGACAUGUCGACAGUACUCCGCCGAGGCCUCUCCGGCAUCACCGCCGCUCCUGGCCAAGAUCAAGACUGAUCUCAAGACUGCGAUGAGGGCGAAAGACGCCGCGCGACUGUCGGUUCUGAGGACAGUCCUGUCCGCAACCAACAACGCCGCCAAGACAUCCUCCCCGAUCAAGACCGACGUGCAGCUCGUACAGCUGCUGAGGAAGACGGCUCGCGGCAACCAAGAAGCGGCCGAGGAGGCUCGGGCAGCUGGCAGGGAGGACCUUAUCGAGAAAGAGGAGGCUCAGGUCAAGAUCAUCGACGAGUACAUCGCGGCCAGCGGGGUGCAGUCCCUCAGCCAGGACGAGAUGAGGGCGAUCGUGGAGAAGGUCCUCUCAGAGGUGAAGAGUGAGGGCGUGGACGACAAGAAGGCUUUCGGCGAGCUCCUCAAGCGAUUGACGACCACAGGCGGCCCCCUUGAUGGCAAAGAAGUCGACCGGAGCGAAAUUGCAAAAAUCGCCAAGGAGCUGACCAAGUAA
Messenger RNA from Diaporthe batatas, 615 nucleotides. RefSeq lists its product as uncharacterized. Gene Ontology annotation, cellular component: mitochondrion. The transcript has a single exon. The record is from RefSeq and is a predicted model, not a curated record. Bases 1 to 615 code for a protein of 204 amino acids. Lineage: Eukaryota; Fungi; Ascomycota; Sordariomycetes; Diaporthales; Diaporthaceae. Gene Ontology annotation, molecular function: carbon-nitrogen ligase activity, with glutamine as amido-N-donor.